This is a messenger RNA of Macroventuria anomochaeta, 1488 nucleotides long. RefSeq names its product succinyl-coa,alpha-ketoacid-CoA transferase. The record is from RefSeq and is a predicted model, not a curated record. The transcript has 3 exons. Lineage: Eukaryota; Fungi; Ascomycota; Dothideomycetes; Pleosporales; Didymellaceae. Gene Ontology annotation, molecular function: succinyl-CoA:3-oxo-acid CoA-transferase activity. Bases 1 to 1488 code for a protein of 495 amino acids. Gene Ontology annotation, biological process: ketone body catabolic process.
AUGCGAUUCUUCUCGACCACAGCAGCACGACCUGCAAUCAACAAAAUCUUCCCAUCUGCACAAGAAGCCAUCAAGGACCUAAAGUCUGAUUCCACAUUACUGGUUGGUGGCUUUGGCUUCUCUGGCGUACCAAAUACAUUGAUUAACGAGCUUCGCGACCGAUCGGAUAUCCAAAAUCUUACAGUUGUCAGUAACAAUGCUGGUAUGCCGGGUGUUGGUCUCGGUCAGCUUUUGGAGACGAAGCAGAUCGGUACAAUGGUCGCGAGUUACAUCGGUGACAACAAAGUCUUCGAGCAGAUGUACUUGAAGGGUCAGCUCAGCCUGGAGUUGACACCUCAAGGCACCAUUGCUGAGAAGUGCGCUGCUGGUGCCGCUGGUGUCCCAGCUUUCUACACGCCAGCAGCAUAUGGCACAAUAGUGCAAACCGGCGAGCUUCCCGUCCGUUACAACACCGACGGCACCAUCGCCAAGAUGGCCCCUCCCAAAGAGACCCGCGAGUUUAACGGCAAAUCCUACGUCCUCGAAGAGGCCAUCUUUGGCGACUAUGCCUUCGUCAAGGUUGCUAAAGCCGACCGCCUCGGCAACUGUCAGUUCCGCAAAGCGCAAAACAAUUUCAACGAAGCAAUGGGCAAAAACGCAAAGAUCACCAUCGUUGAGGCCGAUGAGAUCGUCGAGGAUGGAGAGAUCGCGCCAGAGGAUAUUCACCUCCAGGGUAUCUACGUUAAGAGGGUCAUCAAGAGUACAGAGGGCAAGCAGAUCGAGCGCACAGUAUUCUACAAGAGCCCUGAGGAACAGAAGAAGGCCAUCUCUGAGGGCAGCUCUGAGGCAAGCCAGAAGCGCGAGCGCAUUAUCAAGCGCGCGGCGCAGGAGCUGAAGGAUGGCAUGUACGUCAACCUCGGUAUCGGUAUGCCUCUUGCUGCACCUGCUUUCCUUCCUGAGGGCACUGAGAUCAUUCUCGAGUCCGAGAAUGGUAUCUUGGGUAUGGGUCGUUACCCCAAGCCUGGUGAGGAGGACCCGGAUCUCAUCAACGCCGGAAAGGAGACCGUCACCCUUAACAGCGGUGCAUCCACAUUCGGUAGCCACGAGAGCUUCGGUAUGAUUCGGUCUGGAAGGAUCGAUGUUGCUAUGCUGGGUGCUAUGCAGGUCAACCAGUACGGAGAUCUCGCGAACUUCAUGCUUCCCGGCAAGGUCAAGGGCAUCGGCGGCGCCAUGGACCUUGUCGCGAAUCCCACACAAACCAAGGUCAUCGUUACAAUGGAACACGUCGACAAGAAGGGCAACCCCAAGAUCCUCAACCAGUGCACAUUCCCUCUCACAGGGCCCAAGUGCGUGUCAACUAUCAUCACAGACCUUGCGGUCUUUGACGUCGACCGUGUUGAAGGUCUGACACUUAGGGAACAUGCUAAAGGUGUCACUGUGAAUGAGAUCAAGGCGAAGACUGAGGCGCCGUUCAAAGUCGCUGAGAAUUUGAAGGAGAUGAACAUUUAG